Abrus precatorius (Indian licorice) is the source of this 3150-nucleotide messenger RNA. RefSeq names its product probable LRR receptor-like serine/threonine-protein kinase At3g47570. Gene Ontology annotation, biological process: protein phosphorylation. NCBI's taxonomy places the organism in Eukaryota, Viridiplantae, Streptophyta, Magnoliopsida, Fabales, Fabaceae. The record is from RefSeq and is a predicted model, not a curated record. Gene Ontology annotation, molecular function: protein binding; ATP binding; protein kinase activity. Bases 1 to 3150 code for a protein of 1049 amino acids. The transcript is spliced from 3 exons.
AUGAAGCCCUUUUCUUUUUUGUUACCUUUAUUUUGUCAUAUAUACAUUCAUCUGCUGCUUCUCUUUACUUUAAACUUGUGGUUUGGCCCAAACAGAAUUGUGGCCUUGACACUAGAGAGCCAGAUUGAUCAUUCAGCAUUGCUCAAAUUCAAGGCAUCAAUACCCAAUGACCCAUAUGGAAUCUUGGCCUCGUGGAAUAGUUCAACCCACUUCUGCAAAUGGCAUGGAAUCAGGUGCAACCCCAUGCAAGAAAGAGUUGUCAAGUUGAACUUACAAGGGUGUAAGUUACGUGGAGUCAUAUCUCCUUAUCUGGGCAAUCUCUCUUCAAUGACAAGACUCAACCUUGGCAACAACACCUUUUAUGGUAACAUUCCACAAGAAUUGGGUCGUUUAGUACAACUACAGGUACUUGUUCUCAUCAAUAACUCAUUGGUUGGGGAAUUUCCAACCAACUUGACAAGGUGCACUAGGCUCGUACGGUUAGAUUUGGCAGGGAACAAAUUGAUUGGGAAAAUACCAAUCCAAAUCGGCUCUCUUGGAAAGCUUCAUAAUUUGUUCAUGCAUAACAACAAUUUAACAGGCCAAAUCCCACCAUCUGUUGGGAAUCUAUCAUCCCUUGUUCAAAUUUCGAUGCCUUAUAAUAACUUGGAGGGAACUCUUCCACAAGAAAUAUGCCACAUGAAAAAAUUGAUGUUCAUUUCAGUGGGUGUCAACAAACUAUAUGGUACAUUUCCUUCUUGUCUUUAUAACAUGUCAUCUCUUCGUGUAAUUGCAGCUGCAAGGAAUCAAUUUAAUGGCUCUUUCCCUCCCCACAUGUUCAUCAACUUCUCCAAUCUCCAAGAAUUUGCCAUUGCUGGUAAUCAAUUUUCGGGUUCAAUCCCAACCUCCAUCAUAAAUGCAACUACCCUUCAAAUACUAGAUAUUGCUUCAAAUUAUUUCGCUGGUCAAGUUCCAAGUCUAGGGAAGCUAAAAGAUCUAUGGGCUGUAAGUUUGUCAGAAAACAAUCUAGGUGACAAUUCAACCAAGGAUUUGGAAUUCUUAAAAUCCUUGACAAACUGUAGGAAGUUGCAAGUGUUAUCUAUAUCCAUAAAUAACUUUGGAGGCCAUUUGCCAAUCUCAUUGGGCAAUUUUUCCACCGAAUUCAGAGAACUAUAUCUGGGGGUAAAUCAGUUUGUAGGAAAAGUUCCUGCGGAGUUAGGAAAUCUUACUAACUUAUCUCUCUUGACCAUGGAAUUUAACCACUUUGAAGGGGUUAUUCCAACCACUUUUGGGAAGUUUAAAAAUAUGCAAUUGCUAAGUUUAUCCAUAAACAAACUGUCAGGAGAUAUACCAACCUUCAUAGGCAACUUGAGUCAGUUGUUUGCGUUGGAUUUAUCACAAAACUUAUUUGAAGGAACUAUCCCUCCAAGUAUUGGAAAUUGCCGAGUGUUACAAUACUUAAAUCUUUCAAACAACCAUCUUAUAGGAGCUAUUCCCUUGGAAGUUUUCAGUCUUUCCUCCUUAACAAACCUAUUGGACCUGUCCAAAAACUCUUUGAGUGGUAGUCUACCAGAAGAAGUAGGAAUGCUGCGAAAUAUUGAAGAGCUAGAUGUCUCUGAGAAUCAUCUGUCUGGUGACAUUCCUACAGCCAUUGGAGAAUGCACAAGCUUAGAGUACCUUCAUUUGCAAGGGAACUCUUUCCAUGGUAUCAUGCCAUCCUCUUUAGCUUCACUCAAAGGCCUUCAAUAUUUAGACUUAUCACGAAAUCAGUUGUCAGGUCCAAUUCCUAAUGCUCUACAGAAUAUUUCUGUUUUAGUAUACUUGAAUGUUUCUUUCAACUUGUUGGAUGGUGAAGUUCCAAUAGACGGUGUCUUUCGAAAUGCAAGUGGAUUUUUGGUGACUGGAAAUAGUAAGCUUUGUGGCGGUAUUCCAAAGCUGCAUCUACAAUCAUGUCCUGUCAAGGAUAGAGAACAUUCAGUGCACCACAAUUCCAAGUUAGUAGUCAUGAUAGUUUGUGUGGUCAUUUUUCUUUUCAUGCUAUCAUUUAUUUUAACUAUCUAUUGGAUUAGAAGGCCACACAAGAAACCAUCAUGUAAUUCACCAACAAUUAAUCAGUUGGCUAAGGUUUCAUACCAAGACCUACAACAUGGAACCGAUGGAUUCUCGGCUAGAAACUUGAUUGGAUCAGGAAAUUUUGGCUCUGUGUACAAAGGAACUCUCUUGACAGAAGAUAAAGUUGUUGCCAUAAAAGUCUUAAACCUUCAAAAGAAGGGAGCGCACAAGACUUUCAUUGCUGAAUGUAAUGCACUCAAGAAUAUUAAGCACCGAAAUCUGGCCAAGAUUUUGACAUGUUGUUCAAGUAUAGAUCACAAAGGUGAGGAAUUUAAAGCUCUUGUCUUUGAGUACAUGGAAAACGGAAGCUUAGAACAAUGGCUGCAUCCUCAGACAAUAAGUGUGGAGCAUCUAAGAACAUUAAAUUUUGAUCAAAGACUAAAUAUCAUUAUUGAUGUUGCUUCUGCAUUACAUUAUCUUCAUCAUGAAUGCGAGCAACCGAUCAUUCAUUGUGAUUUAAAGCCUAGCAAUAUCCUUCUUGAUGAAGAAUUGAUUGCUCAUGUGAGUGAUUUUGGCAUAGCAAGACUUAUCUCAACCAUUAAUGGUACUUCACAAAAGCAAACUAGUACUAUUGGAAUAAAGGGUACUAUUGGCUAUGCUCCUCCUGAGUAUGGAGUGGGUUCUGAGGUGUCAACAUAUGGUGACAUGUACAGCUUUGGGAUUCUUAUGUUGGAAAUGCUUACUGGAAGAAGACCCACGGAAGAAAUGUUUGAAGAUGGUCGAAAUCUUCAUAACUUUGUUGAAAUUUCAUUUCCUAAUAAUCUUUUGCGGAUUUUGGAUCCACAACUUAUUCCACUAACUGAAGCAACAAGAUUGGAAGGAAACAACAGGAAUCUUAAUCCACAUUUUGAGAAGUGCUUAAUUUCACUAUUUAAGAUUGGACUUGCUUGUUCUAUGGAAUCACCAAAAGAAAGAAUGGAUAUGGUUGAUGUCGCCAGGGACCUUAAUCGAAUCAGAAAAGCCUUUCUUGUUGGUAAGAUAAAUGGGGAUCUACUUAAUUCUCCACACACUACAGGACACAAAAUGAUGUUGCACCGUGAAGAUUUAAAGCUGAAGUAA